AUGGUGACGAGCGUGAGAAACUUCCCGGACCGACGAGGGAUCAUUUUGGGUCUUCUUAAAGGGUAUGUGGGUAUUGGAGGUGCCAUCAUAAGCCAACUUUAUUUAGCCAUUUACGGCCACAAUGAUCCAUCCAAUCUGGUUCUUCUUUUCGCAUGGCUCCCCUCUCUCCUAAUCCUCAUCCUUUUCCCCUCAAUUCGACCAAUCCGUAUCCGUAAGCAUCCCGAUGAACUCAAAGUGUUUUACCAGUUACUUUACGUCUCAAUUCUUUUGGCCAUUUUCAUCUUGUUUUUAACCAUUGCACAAAAACAAGUGGUUUUCUCUCAAGCUGGGUACGUAGGUGGCGCAUCCUUUGUGGUUUGCUUACUAUGCGUACCCAUUUUAAUCGCAUGUAGAGAAGAGUUGUUGCUCUACAAACUCAACAAAGAAACCGCUGCUCCUUCUGUCGCACUCUCCAUGCUUCACCAAAACCCUCCCACCCUCCCUACCUCUGCCGACUCGGAAAUCCCCGAGAUUUCGCCCUCGUGUUGCCCAAACAUAUGGAACAAGCCUGAAAGAGGGGAGGAUUUCACCAUCUUGCAAGCCGUGUUCAGCAAAGAUAUGGCUCUUAUUUGCUUAGCUACAUUUUCUGGAUGUGGCUCCUCUCUAGCCGCUAUAGAUAAUCUAGGUCAAGUUGGGGAAUCACUUGGCUACUCACAACGAGCCAUAGGCAUCCUUGUUUCAUGGGUUUCCAUAUUCAAUUUCUUCGGCCGAGUUUUCUCUGGCUUCAUCUCAGAAACCCUCAUGACCAAAUACAAGUUACCUCGUCCUCUAACCUUUGCUUUUGCCUUUCUCAUCACUUGCGUUGGCCAGCUUUUCAUCGCCUACCCUUUCCCAGGCUCCCUCUACUUAGCUGCCAUAAUUAUUGGGUUUGGAUUUGGAGCUCAAAAUCCAAUGCUAUUUGCCGUAAUAUCUGAGAUGUUUGGUCUUAAACGUUACUCCACGCUCUUCAAUUGUGGGCAAUUGGCAGCCCCAUUUGGGUCUUACAUACUCAACGUGGAUGUUGUCGGGAAGCUGUACGAUAUGGAAGCUUUACGUGAACGUAAGCAGAUUGCGGGGAAGGGGUUAACUUGCACUGGAGCUCAUUGCUUUGGUGGGUCUUUCACAGUAUUGGCUGCAGCCACAUUGUUUGGAGCCGUGGUUAUGUUUGUGUUGGCUUACCAGACUCGAGAAUUCUACAAAAGGGAUGUGUAUAAGAACUUUAACGAGGAGAUAUGGAUUCCACAAACCGAAAUGGAGUUCUAUCGCUUGGAUAACAAGAAGAACAUUGAGGAUUAA
This is a messenger RNA of Cucurbita moschata (crookneck pumpkin), 1314 nucleotides long. RefSeq lists its product as uncharacterized. Gene Ontology annotation, molecular function: transmembrane transporter activity. The transcript has a single exon. Gene Ontology annotation, biological process: transmembrane transport. Gene Ontology annotation, cellular component: membrane. The coding region runs from base 1 to 1314 and encodes 437 amino acids. The record is from RefSeq and is a predicted model, not a curated record. Lineage: Eukaryota; Viridiplantae; Streptophyta; Magnoliopsida; Cucurbitales; Cucurbitaceae.